This is a messenger RNA of Amoebophrya sp. A120, 1253 nucleotides long. Lineage: Eukaryota; Dinophyceae; Syndiniales; Amoebophryaceae. The record is from the annotation of a GenBank genome assembly.
GGAAAUCAAAAUCACAAUCUUCUGAGUGUCUUGUUUUCACAAUCUCUGCCUGCUUUUCAUGAUAGAUAGUUUUGAUCCGCUGUAUUUCUGUAGGGAUGGACUCGCUCAUCUUCACAACACGUGAAAGAACACAUCCAGGCAUUGACUCCGGAGGAGGUGCGUUUGGGUCGUCGGCAGGAGCUCUGGGGCCGGCGAGAAAGACAAAUGGAUCCGACACGACCAGGGUGGUACCGCUACCACCACAAGCCGGGCCUGAGGAGCUGCAGGAGGAACUACAAGGGUCCUCUUCUUCCGCACGACAGGCACUUGGUCGUCCCGCACAGGAACCCCGACGACCCAGCGACGACGCGACCAAGGCAGGGGCUGAAGACCUUUCAGCGAUGAACGCGGCACGCAGUACUUUCGAAGAGACUUUGACGCCGUCUCUGGUGGAAGUAGAUCAUGCACGUACAGAGAACGCAGCAGGUGGACCACCAUCAGGCGGAUACAACCAGGACGAGCGAGCCAAUGGCACUGGCUCGAUAAUAUCUUCGAGUGCGAGCUGCGAAGUAAGGCCCGGACCUCCUAGCGCUAGCACGCUUUUGGAAGAUGAAGCAGGCCAGAGUCGGCGUGCAGCUGCACAUAAUGAGGGUCCUGAACGAGAACCGCAGGAGAGAGAAGCAACAACUUCAUCCGAGAUGCAUGAAGACGAGGCUCCAUCUUUUCAUAAAAAAGCUGCCCCGGUGUUUUCUCACCUCGCGGCCUCUGGGCAGCUCGGAAAUUCUAGGGCCGUCAAAGCCAAUCCCACCGACAAGGAGGAAGUGCUUUUUGCGAAGGUUCUACCUGUUGGCCCCGCGCGUGAGUUCUCUCCGUGUGAGGACGUGGUCGUUGAGUCCGGUCGAAGUGGAGAAAAUGGCUUCACUGAUCAACAUGUAGAUGAUCCUUCAUGUGUAGAGCAGGAAAUAAAUGCUAGUGUUGAUCAAGGGCAAAAGCGCAAGGCAACGCCGGAUCUUCAACAGCUUCAAAGCACGACGUGCACCGCCCCGGCUCUUUUCUCCCGUGUGGCACUGGUGGUGAAGCUGCUGGGCGCGUUUGAGUAUCCGGUGCAAAAGAAGCGUACCGUAGUACAGCUCGCGCGAGAAGAUGAAAUUGCAGCACAGAAAUAUUACAUGCAGCAAUAGCACAUCUGCUACGCUAUUGCUACCUCGUAUUAAUUUUGCAGCAUCACAAGAAAUUAUUUCAUUUUUCUUCUCUAGUGCAUUUUUUUGUCAGGC